This is a messenger RNA of Fraxinus pennsylvanica, 954 nucleotides long. The record is from the annotation of a GenBank genome assembly. NCBI's taxonomy places the organism in Eukaryota, Viridiplantae, Streptophyta, Magnoliopsida, Lamiales, Oleaceae.
AUGGGUACUCUGCAAACCCCAAACCCGACCUUGUAUCCCAACCGAAGUCCGAUCACAAACUCACUCCCGAACCCGAAUCCCAACUCAGUUCCCGAUGUCAAAUCUCCUUCAUACGACGACGUCUCUAAGUUUUUCUCUCUUCCACUCUCCGAUGCCGCUGAUUCCCUUGGUGUUUGUCCUAGUGUACUGAAGAAGCUAUGUUACGAAAAUGGUCUUGUGAGGUGGCCAUAUCGACAGUUUCUCUCCGGAAAGAGCAUUGAAGAAAUUAAGAAGGAUGCUGCAAUAGAAAAAUCCAAACAGCUUGCUGAAUUGCCAAAUGUUGCAGGACCGAAGAAUGAUGCUUUGUCAAGUUCGCCCAUUUCAUCAUCUAUAGUCUCCCAGCUCCAGAGCAAAAGUGCUGGUGCUCAGCAGGAAAUGCCCAAAUUCAGAACUGAAAUUUCUCAAAAUUUGCACAGCUCAACUAUGGCGAAAUGGAAUUUAGACAGCUUGGAUGAAUUCAAAUACGGAUUUCCGUCAACCGGCUUAUCAACUGUCACUCAUAGAUGGUGGGGAAACACAAGUUCCAAUUCUAACGGUGUUCAUGGUCGGAAAAAUGAUAAUGAAGACACCAAUGAAAGCAAUCAACAAUCGAAGGAGGGCUUGGCUCAAAAAAUUGAUAAUGAAGAUGCCUACGAAAGCAAUCAACGGUCGAAGGAGGACUUGGCAGAUGAUGCUGUAAUUUUGUCACCAAAGGACGGGGAGAUGUCUGAAAGCAAGACAAAUGAAGCGGAUACUCAGUGGACGCAUUUACUUUCUACUUUGAGGAAGAAGGCUGUCAAAGAGGGAAAACAAGCUCUGAAGCUUGGUGUUUACAGGGGAUAUGGUGUAAACAAGCUCGAUCAGUCCAAGAAAAUGGUACUCCAUCAAAUAUUCAAAUCAUCAUUACCGAGUCAGUGGAAAGAUUUGUCAUUUUGA